Syngnathus acus (greater pipefish) is the source of this 1711-nucleotide messenger RNA. RefSeq names its product ectonucleotide pyrophosphatase/phosphodiesterase family member 7-like. The record is from RefSeq and is a predicted model, not a curated record. The transcript is spliced from 6 exons. The coding region runs from base 68 to 1561 and encodes 497 amino acids. Lineage: Eukaryota; Metazoa; Chordata; Actinopteri; Syngnathiformes; Syngnathidae.
CCAUUGAAUUUGGACACUCGAGUUAAAGCGAGGGCUGGAUCAGUGUUCAGCCACUUUUCAGGAAACAAUGUGCAGGCCUAACAUCAUCAUGCAUUUGCUGUGCACGGUUGUCUUCGGACUGAUUGUCGGCACCCCUUCUGGCGCAGCCCCGCUAGGGGUUUUUCUUUCCGGGCUGCAGUCUCCCCUCAGUGGAUCAAGCAGGAACAAGCUACUACUCAUCUCUUUCGAUGGCUUCCGCUGGGAUUACGACCGAGACGUGGACACUCCGAAUCUGGAUCAAAUGGCCAAGGAUGGCGUAAGAGCAGAGUAUGUCACACCACCGUUUCUCACCAUCACCAGCCCCACACACUUCACCCUGCUUACAGGUCGUUAUAUCGAAAAUCAUGGAGUGAUCCACAACAUGUGGUUCAACACGACCACUCAGGAGAAGAAGCAGUACUACAUGACACAGUUUGUUGAUUCCUAUUGGGACAAUGGUAGCUUGCCCAUCUGGAUAACAGCACAGAGACAGGGACUGAAAGCUGGCUCAUUCCAUUUUCCCGGCACAGCUGCAACGUACAAAGGAGAACUUGUGAAGGUGAAAGAAGUGGAACCUCGUUUCUAUGACUAUUCAAACGAGACCGAAUGGAGGCAGAACAUCGACAAGGUGAUCGGAGAGUGGUUCCACCAACAGGAUCUGGACUUUGUCUCUUUGUAUUUUGGGGAACCAGACAAGGUUGGCCACAAAUAUGGACCGAAUUCCCCAGAACGGAAGGAAAUGGUCCAACAAGUGGAUCGUACUGUGGGCUACAUCCGGGACAAGAUCCAGCAGCACGGUUUAACCGAGCGACUCAACAUCAUCAUUACUGCUGAUCACGGGAUGACCACAGUCUUGCGGGGUGAGCAAGUUCAGGAGAUCAUCCUGUCCAAGAUCCCGGGCUUUAGCUUCAGAGAUAUCAAAUUCCAUCUUGUGGAUUAUGGCCCUGCUGGAAUGUUGCUUCCUAAAGAAGGGAAGCUGGAGAAGGUUUACCAGGCUCUAAAGGGAGGUCACCCUCGUCUUCACGUGUAUAAGAAAGAGGAAAUGCCAGAAAGGUUGCAUUACAGUAAUCACCCUCGACUACUUCCCAUCAUCCUUUUUGCCGAUCCUGGAUAUGUCAUCAAUGGGCUUUUUCCUGUGCAGUUUCACAAAGGAGAGCACGGCUUUGACAAUCAAGUUCUGGACAUGAAGCCUUUCUUUAGGGCAGUGGGGCCUGAUUUCAAGGACAACCUGGUGGUUGGACCCUUCGAGACGGUCAAUGUGUACCCACUCAUGUGUCAUCUGCUGGGAAUAAAGCCAGAGGUCAAUGAUGGGCAUCUAAUGAAUACCAAGCCUAUGCUGAAAAAGACAGAAGAGCACAACGGUCAAAAACGCACUACUUGGUCACAAAUUGUCACUGGCUUAUCAGCGGCCACUGGGUUUCUGGCAUUGGUGUUUGUCGCAGUUACCUCCCGCACCUUGUAUAAAAGGAACUCGGCAAGAAAGAGUUCCAAACAGAGGAUGGCUGCUGAUGAGGAGGAAGACAGCAAGCAAACGAGUUUUUGAUGAAGCGCAUGUACAUCUGUGUUUUCCUUGAUUUUACUUUUGUACAUUUUUUGCAUUGCAUGAAUUGCACAGAUUUGUUUUUUUGCAUGCGUCCAAGAUGUGUUUCCUGCACAUGAAUGUCACGGCGGCGGGAUUAUAGUUUGUAGAUUU